AUGGAUAGAAGUAAGUGCAGAAGAAGAAGCUCAAGUAAAAAAUACAGAUUUUCUAGUGGUGAUUCAACUUACUGUAAACCAAUAAUAAAAAACUCAUCACACAAUGAUGAUUCUAGUGAAGGAGAAAUUGAAUUUGAGGGAUGGAUAGAAUUUGUUACAAAAAAAGAUAAAAAUGAAAAUAAUACAUCCACAGAAAAAAAUAAGAAAUCUAAUAAAAAUAGAAAUAGUUCUAGAAAAUUAUCAGAUUCAGCAAAUGAAAAUAUUUUAAAAAAUAUGGAUGAAAAAUAUAGAUCAUCUUCUAAAAGAACAUCUGACAAAAAUUCUAUUAAUAAAAAUGAAGUAAACUCAGAAAAAUCCUAUUCAUCUACAAAUUAUAUAUAUAAACAACCAGAAAAUAUCACAAAUAAUAACAUGUUUCAUUUAAUAGAUAAUGGACAACCUGCAUUAUUUAUAAAUACACAAGAAAAUAGAGAAAAUACGAUGAAUACAUUAAAUCCAAUUUAUGUUGAUCCUAUGUCUCCUAUAGUUCUAAAAAAUCAACAACUUUUUCCUCAGUUAUAUGUAAGACAACCACCAACAGUCAUUGUGACAAAUGAACAAAGGCCUCCUUUAGUUAUAAAUCCACCACCAGCUAAUGUUAUUUUUAAAAAUCAAUCUCCACAACCUAUAUAUGUAAAUAAUGCUAGACCAAAUAUAAUAAUUAAGAAUGAUCCACCAAUUUUGCAGCAUCCUAUUAAUAUGGAUACAAUACCUAUUCAGGUAGAUAACGCUAGUGAAAAUUUUUCUGUUAAAAAGGAUUUUUUAAAAUAUCCUAGUUCAAUGAAUAUUAAAGGAGAGUCAUUAAAUGAUAACAAAAAUUGUUAUUUAAAAGGAAAUAUAAAUACUUCUAAUCCAACAAUACCUACUAACUUUAUACAAUUAGAUAAUAGUAUAGGUGAGAUUUCUCAUCAAACAAUACCGAAUAUUUAUGUGAUGAAUGAUACUCAAUGUGCAAAUUAUUAUCAAACACAAAAUUCAAAUGUAAGUCCAAAUAAUAAUAUCAUUCAUGUUCAACAAAAUCCUGCAUUCAAUGAAUAUGAAACCAAUGUUGUGCAAAACAUACCAUCUCCAUACCCACAAGUAAUAUCUCAACCAGAGCAAAAUGGUAAUUUAUUAAAUCAACAAUCUACAGGAAAUCCAGUAAUGCAAAUAAUUCCAUCUCCAACAGUUCAAACAAUGACACCUACAGGAGUUCAAGUAAUGCCACAAACACAACAUUUUGAAUCUAUUUCUAAUUUCCAGACACCAGUGACUUAUGAAAAUAACUAUACACAACAAGUUGCUCACACCACAUUCGCAAGUGGUACACCACAAGUUAUUCAUCAAAAUCCCAUACCAGCAACCACAAUUGUACAAGAACAAAUAACAAAUAAUCCUUCAUCUCAAUUUAGAACAAUUAUCCCAACUAAUACUAUAGCAAAUCCAACGAAUGUAAUGAAAUUCCAAAGUUCUAUACCUCAACAAAUGAAUGUAAAUAAAACUAUGAUACAACCAUCAUGUUCUCCUUCUCAAGUUUUGUCAUCUUGUUCACCUAUAAGUUGUAUGCCAACAAAUAAAUUCAUUCAAAUGCCUACAUUAAAAAGAAAUACAUAUGUAAAUCCAAAUGUUAACCCUAUGUAUCACAGUCCUAAAAAAGUUCAGAUAAUUGCACGCCCUAUGAAUGAUGGAAAUGCCAGAGGUUACAACAUAUGCAGAUAA
This is a messenger RNA of Plasmodium gallinaceum, 1737 nucleotides long. Its product is annotated as conserved Plasmodium protein, unknown function. The coding region runs from base 1 to 1737 and encodes 578 amino acids. NCBI's taxonomy places the organism in Eukaryota, Apicomplexa, Aconoidasida, Haemosporida, Plasmodiidae. The record is from RefSeq and is a predicted model, not a curated record. The transcript has a single exon.